Messenger RNA from Amblyraja radiata (thorny skate), 2909 nucleotides. RefSeq names its product intraflagellar transport 80 homolog (Chlamydomonas) (gene ift80). Gene Ontology annotation, cellular component: intraciliary transport particle B; centrosome; cilium. The transcript has 20 exons. Bases 230 to 2578 code for a protein of 782 amino acids. The record is from RefSeq and is a predicted model, not a curated record. Gene Ontology annotation, biological process: cilium assembly. NCBI's taxonomy places the organism in Eukaryota, Metazoa, Chordata, Chondrichthyes, Rajiformes, Rajidae. Gene Ontology annotation, molecular function: protein binding.
GAGAGAGAGAGAGCGCGAGCGAGGAGCGGCCGUGCACGUGCGCGUGCUCGUGCUCGCGGAGCAUCGCCCCUGCAUCGAGCGGCUGAAGCGACGACAACCGACAGUGGAGCAACAAACAAACCGCGGACAUCUUCUCCUUCGCACCCUUUGAGCCACCAAAGACAAUUAGUGGGACUCCGGCUGCUUUUGGAGUUAAUUUAAUCAUUACAACUAACCCACUUUCUAAAGAAUGAGACUGAAGACAUCGUUCCUGAAAGAACCGAAACAUAAAGAACUGGUCAGUUGUGUUGGAUGGACAACAGCAGAUGAGUUAUUUUCAUCCAGUGAUGAUCACCAAAUUCUGAAGUGGAAUCUGCUAACAAAUGAAACGGUUCAAGUAGUAAGGCUUGCUGAAGAAAUCUAUCCCAUAGAUCUUCAUUGGUUCCCCAAGACUACAGGAGGCAAGAAGCAGAUACAAGCAGAAAUAUUUGUACUCACCAGUACUGAUGGAAAAUUUCAUUUGGUGUCAAAGACUGGACGAGUGGAAAAAAGCAUCGAAGCUCACCGUGGAGCUGUGUUGGCGGGAAGGUGGAACUACGAGGGAACUGCUUUGGUAACAGUUGGUGAAGAUGGGCAAAUUAAGAUUUGGUCCAAAACUGGAAUGCUGCGAUCGACAAUGGUACAGCAAGGUACACCCGUGUACUCAGUGGCCUGGGGGCCAGAUUCAGACAAAAUUCUCUAUACCUCCGGGAGACAACUGAUCAUUAAACCUCUUCAACCAAGUGCCAAAGUGUUGCAGUGGAAAGCCCACGAUGGAGUCAUUCUGAAGGUGGACUGGAACACUGUGAAUGAUCUUAUCCUUUCCGGUGGCGAGGACUGUAAAUAUAAGGUUUGGGACAGUUAUGGACGUCUUUUGUACAGUGCCCAGGCUCAUGACUAUCCUAUAACGUCGGUGGCUUGGGCAUCAGAUGGUCAGCUAUUUGCUGUGGGAUCAUUCAACACUCUUCGUCUGUGCGACAAAACCGGGUGGUCCUACGCACUUGAAAAGCCAAAUACAGGAAGUGUAUUCAACAUUGCUUGGUCUGUUGAUGGCACGCAAAUAGCUGGCGCUUGUGGAAAUGGCCACGUGAUCUUUGCCCAUAUCAUAGAGCAACGUUGGGAGUGGAAGAAUUUUGAAAUCACAUUGACAAAGCGAAGAUCAAUGCAGGUGCGGAAUGUGUUGAAUGAUGCAUUAGAUGUCUUAGAAUUCCGUGACAGGGUGAUAAAGGCCUCAUUGUCCCAAGGGCAUUUGGUAGUUGUAACCACGCUGCAAUGUUAUGUGUAUAGUACAAAGAAUUGGAACACUCCACUUGUAUUUGACCUGAAAGAAGGUACUGUUAGUUUAAUUCUACAGGCACAGAGGCAUUUUCUACUUCUUGAUGGAGCUGGGAUUUAUUUGUACUCGUAUGAAGGUCGUCUCAUUUCUUCUCCAAAGUUUCCAGGGAUGAGAACUGACAUACUGAGCUCCCAGACUGUUUCCCUCAGUAAUGAUACGAUUGCAGUGAGAGAUAAGACUGAUGAAAAAGUGAUUUAUCUUAUUGAUGCACUUUCUGGAAAGCCUCUCGGUGAUGGGAAACCUCUAGUUCACAAGAUGGAAGUAAUGGAGAUUGCACUGGAUCAGUUUGGCUCGCCCAAUGAAAGAAAAAUUGCCAUCAUAGACAAAAAUCGUGACCUGUAUAUCACAUCAGUACGUAGGUUUGGGAAAGAACAAAAAAUCAUUAAAAUUGGAACUAUGGUGCACUCAAUGGCUUGGAAUGACACAUACAAUAUACUAUGUGGAAUGCAGAAUAUGUAUUUUUUAGUUUGGUAUUAUCCAAACGUAGUCUACGUCGACAAAGAGCUUCUGUCCAAAACAGUUUAUGAAAAAGAUGCAAGUGAAUUUGGUAAAAAUCCUCAGAUAGUGAAUUUUGUUGGGAACCAAGUGACAAUCAGAAGAGUCGAUGGGUCAAUGAUACACACAAGUAUAUCACCCUACCCUGCCAUUCUACAUGAAUAUGUCAGUGCCUCACGGUGGGAUGAUGCAGUUCGUCUCUGUCGCUUUGUCAAGGAACAAACAUUGUGGUCAUGUCUUGCUGCCAUGGCAAUUGGACACAAAGACCUUACGACAGCAGAGGUGGCUUACGCAGCAAUUGGCGAGAUUGAUAAGGUGCAAUACAUCAACCUAAUCAAGGAUUUACCCUCUAAGGAGUCACGGAUGGCACACUUGCUGCUAUUUACUGGAAAUUUACAGGAUGCUGUAGGAAUUUUAAUCCAAACAGGCCUAAUUUAUCAAGCAAUCCAAAUAAAUAUUAACCUCUACAACUGGGAUAGAGCUCUGGAACUGGCUGUGAAACACAAGACACAUGUAGAUACAGUGCUGGCUUACAGGAAGAAAUUUUUGGAAGAUUUCCACAAAGAAGAAUCCAACAAGAGAUUUUUACAGUAUGCGGAAGGAGUGGAAGUUAAUUGGGAGAAAAUCCAAGUCAAAAUUGAAAUGGAGAUUGCAAAAGAACGGGAACGGGCAUCUACGGUUACUACAAUGGGUUCAACAGGGUCUAAGAGUGUAUCCUUAAACCGUUAAUGUAGUGUGGUGACGGGUCUGGCCCAUUACAUCUCCUCAAAACUCUUUCAUCUUUCCAUUUGAAAGACCAGGAAAACGGAAAAGGACUUUCAACAUAAUCAACAAAUCGAUAUUUUUCAAUUAAAAUUGUUCAUACUUUUAUUCGUUGAGAAUAUAUUCAGUGUAUUUUUCAGAAAAUUGUGUGCUCUCUUCUUUGUUAAACUGAAUGUAGAAUUAAUUUAUUUUCAAGUGAAUGUAAUUAAAUUUAGCGGCAUGUUGUAGUUCUGACAAAAACAAUUAAAUAAUGUUCCCAUUACAUGUUACUGGAAAUUAUUUAAAUUAUGUAAUCACA